GAUAAACAAGCUAGUUUGAAAGAGAAAAAGAAAGCUGAAAUGGUUAAUCAAUUACAUGAGAGGGUACAACAAAACAUAGAGCGACGAACUCAGCAAUAUGCAAAUCAAGCCAACAAAGGGCACAAGGAAGUUGUGUUUGAACCUGGAGAUUGGGUUUGGGUGCAUAUGCGGAAAGAGCGAUUCCCUGCACAAAGGCAUUCUAAGUUGCAACCAAGAGGCGAUGGACCAUUUCAAGUGAUCGCAAGGAUAAAUGACAACGCAUACAAGUUGGAGCUUCCUGGUGAGUAUAAUGUUGUGCUACUUUUAAUGUUUCUGAUCGCAAGGGUUAUUGCUAUUGCCGGUUCACACUCCUUUAGUCAGAUGGUUGCUGAUGGGAAUCAACAUGACCCCACAUGUACCAUGUCAAGAGAUCCAUUACACAUUCCAGGAGGUCCAGUCACGAGAGCUAGAGCUAGGAAGAUGCAAGAAACUUUAAAUGGUCUUAUUGAGCAGAUCUGGGUUGAUAACAACAUGCAAGAAUUAAAUCAAAACUUGGAUGAUUAUCAAGGCAUGAUAAACAUCAUUCAGGUUCAAGAGAAGCUUAAUUGAGGUCAUUUAUGCUAAAUUACACAGUUUGCGUCAAUCUCGCAAUUCUGUCGCAAUUUGUAACAAAUUGAUAUUUCAUGU
This is a messenger RNA of Rubroshorea leprosula, 666 nucleotides long. The record is from the annotation of a GenBank genome assembly. NCBI's taxonomy places the organism in Eukaryota, Viridiplantae, Streptophyta, Magnoliopsida, Malvales, Dipterocarpaceae.